This is a messenger RNA of Vicia villosa (hairy vetch), 2300 nucleotides long. Its product is annotated as probable methyltransferase PMT21. Gene Ontology annotation, molecular function: methyltransferase activity. Lineage: Eukaryota; Viridiplantae; Streptophyta; Magnoliopsida; Fabales; Fabaceae. The record is from RefSeq and is a predicted model, not a curated record. The transcript is spliced from 8 exons. Gene Ontology annotation, cellular component: endosome; trans-Golgi network; cytoplasm. Bases 247 to 2046 code for a protein of 599 amino acids.
UUUAUGUAUAAGAAUAUUGUACAACAUAUUGCGAGAUAAGAUCCAGCUUUUCUUUAUGCUUUUUUUUUUCAAUAUUUUGAGUCAGUGAUGGGAGCAUGUAACUGGGUCCCAUUCUCAUGUGAACAUCAUUAAAGCAAUGUUUCAUUCAUAACAUGUCAAAAGUAGCUGGUUUUUGAAUUCCUGAAUUCUGAUUAUGUCGGUAGUUAAUAGUAAUGAUAGGUAGUGGAAUAAGAAUCUAGGAUCAUCAUGAAGCAUAAAGAUGGAAAACCGAUUAAUCAGCCGAACAAGAAUCGAUCUCUAACUGCGGCGAUUACUGUCAUUGUUCUGUGUGGUUUGUCCUUCUACUUAGGUGGAAUUUUUAAAUCUGCAGAUACUGAAGGUGUUGGUGUUAUCAGUGCCAUUCAGAAAACUCUUGAUUCUUCUUCGCAAUCAUCGGGUACUUUGCAAAUUAAGCCGAUUAAUUUCCCCGAAUGUGGUAAUGAUUAUCAAGACUAUACUCCAUGCACAGAUCCAAAGAGAUGGAGAAAGUAUGGUACUUAUAGGCUUACUUUGUUGGAACGACAUUGCCCUCCGAUUUUCGAGAGGAAGGAAUGCUUAGUUCCUCCUCCAGCUGGUUACAAGCCUCCAAUCAGAUGGCCUAAGAGUAGAGAUGAAUGUUGGUACAGGAAUGUGCCAUAUGAUUGGAUUAACAAACAAAAGUCUAAUCAGCAUUGGUUGAAAAAGGAAGGGGAGAAAUUUCUCUUUCCUGGUGGAGGUACUAUGUUCCCUAAUGGUGUUGGUGAAUAUGUUGAUUUAAUGCAAGAUCUGAUCCCUGGAAUUAAAGAUGGGUCUGUUAGAACUGCAAUUGAUACUGGUUGUGGGGUUGCUAGUUGGGGUGGUGACUUGUUGGAUCGCGGCGUUCUAACAAUUUCUCUUGCGCCAAGAGAUAACCAUGAAGCUCAGGUUCAAUUUGCUCUGGAGCGUGGUAUCCCGGCAAUUCUUGGUGUCAUCUCUACUCAAAGACUUCCUUUCUCAUCAAACUCGUUCGAUAUGGCUCAUUGCUCUAGAUGCCUUAUCCCAUGGACUGAAUUUGGUGGAAUUUAUCUUUUUGAAAUUCACCGAAUCCUUCGUCCGGGAGGAUUUUGGGUUCUCUCCGGCCCACCAGUUAACUAUGAGCGAAGGUGGCGCGGAUGGAAUACAACAGUGGAAGAGCAAAGAUCAGACUAUGAGAAGCUACAAGAUUUGCUCACAUCAAUGUGCUUCAAAUUAUACAACAAAAAGGAUGACAUUGCUGUAUGGCAAAAGGCCCCGGAUAACAGUUGCUACGACAGGCUCCCUAGAGAGACCUAUCCUCCAAAAUGUGACGACAGUUUCGAACCAGAUUCAGCAUGGUACACUCCGCUUCGUGCUUGCUUCGUUGUUCCAGAAGAUAAGUACAAGAACUCAGGCCUCACGUACAUGUCGAAAUGGCCUCAAAGGUUGAAUAAUGUACCCGAAAGACUUUCAGUUGUUCAAGGUUCUAGCGCUAGUACUUUCAAUCAUGAUAACAGUAAAUGGAAAAAGCGAAUUCCGCAUUACAAGAUGCUGUUGCCUGAUCUUGGAACCGAAAAGAUCAGAAAUGUGAUGGAUAUGAAUACAGCUUAUGGAGGUUUUGCUGCUGCUUUGAUUAAUGAUCCUUUGUGGGUUAUGAAUGUUGUUUCCUCUUAUGGUCCUAAUACACUCCCCGUAGUUUUUGAUCGCGGUCUUAUCGGUACCCUCCAUGACUGGUGUGAAGCUUUUUCCACAUAUCCUAGAACCUAUGACCUACUUCAUGCUGAUGGACUCUUCACUGCAGAAAGCCACAGAUGUGAAAUGAAGUUUAUGAUGUUGGAAAUGGACCGGAUUUUAAGGCCUGGCGGACACGUCAUAAUCCGAGAGGCUAGUUACUUCGCAGACGCGGUUGCAACUCUUGCGAAGGGUAUGAGAUGGAUAUGUCACAAGGAAAACACUGAGUAUGAUGUUGAGAAAGAGAAGUUAGUGAUAUGCCAGAAAAAGCUAUGGCAGCCAUCCAACUCAGGAACAAGAUGACAAACUCAUGAACCUGUGAAGGGGCGAGAGGGAAUGACUAUCUCGAAAUCGUAAUUCCAGAAGUAGAGAAACAAAGGGAAACGAAUUCGGAGUCACUCUUAACAGAAAAGAUUGAUUGAUUCUACUAUAUAAUAUACAGGCCAAGAAUCAGUCAAGUUCAAAGUUUUAUCAAAAUGAAGAAACUAGUAACUGAAUAAUUCUGAUUUUGUUAAGUUAUACAGAAAAUUUUCUUAUAGAUUAUAUAUUCUUUGUUA